GUUAGGUAGGUGGGAGGCUGGACCGACCACGCCAAGUGGAUCGAUCAACGUCUACGUGAAAGCCGACAUAAGGGGUAAAUGUGUCAUUUUGUGCCUGUCUCUAACCUGAGAGAUUCUCCAGAAAACUGAACGUACGGCGGAGGAGAGAAGCCAGGCGACGGAGAAAACAAAAAAAAUCCAUAAUAAGGGGGAGAAAGAAGAAAGAAAGCACAUUGCUUUCGUUUUCUCCGCUUCUUAAACUUCUUAAUCCUUCUCCGUCUUGUCUCUUCCCUUUCGCUCCAUUCCUCGAUCCGUGAAAAAGGAUCAGGAAUCUUCAAAAAUUCGUUGUUUUUUUUCAAUUCAGACGGUGUGCAAAUACAGACAUUGAUCUGUCGAAAUGCCGACGGUCUCGUACUCCACGGCGAGCUCUAGUGGCGGAUGUAGAUUUAUGUUUCAAUCAGCUUUACCAGCGAUCAAUUCUCCUAAUUUCAUCAGAAUUAGGACACAUUUUCAGAGUGACAGAUUAUGUAUGCAUCGUUUGGCAUUGGUAAAUGGAGACCGUAAAGCGAGAGGAACAACUGUACGUAUGGCUUUAGUCGAUGAGAGGCUAACAACAAGCCAAAAUUUUACUGAGCCUCCUCGGAUCCUGGCGUACGAUCUUGUUCAAGGUGCACUUGUGAAAUGGAGAUGGAAGGAGGACAAGUCUGUUCCAGAUACACCUACUGCUGUUCUCCUACACGGAAUUCUAGGGAGCGGGAAAAACUGGGGCACUUUUGCUCGAAGAUUAGCUCAUGAGUUCCCAACUUGGCAGUUUCUCUUGGUAGACCUGCGUUGUCAUGGGGAUUCAGCGUCUCUGAAAAAGAGAGGUCCACACUCUGUUGCUUCAACGGCUUCUGAUGUUCUUAAACUUGUUGGUCAGUUGAGAUUAACACCUCGGGUCCUUGUUGGUCACAGCUUUGGAGGGAAAGUUGUUUUGAGCAUGGUGGAACAAGCAGCUAAGCCUCUUCCACGACCAGUCCGAGCUUGGGUAUUGGAUGCUACUCCUGGAAAAGUUCGUGCAGGAGGAGAUGGAGAGGAUCAUCCACGAGAGCUUAUAUCAUUUCUACGUACAUUGCCAAAAGUGGUCUCAUCAAAGCGCGAGGUUCUAAACGCUCUUAUCAAAGAAGGGUUUUCCAAUGAUGUUGCACAGUGGGUCAUUACCAAUCUCAGACCUACUGGACCAUCGUGCUCGAGCUUCUCGUGGACGUUUGACUUGGACGGGAUCUCCCAACUUUAUCAGUCCUACGAAGACACAAAUCUAUGGAACUUUGUUGAGAAUCUUCCAAGAGGAGUACAUGUGAAUUUUCUAAAAGCCGAAAGAAGCUUGCACCGUUGGGCCUUAGAGGACCUCCAACGAAUCCACGCCGCUGAAGAGCUCGCCUCUGAAGAAGGAGGCGGCGUAGAAAUGCAUGUCCUGGAAGACGCUGGCCACUGGGUUCACACGGAUAACCCGGAUGGUCUCUUCAGGAUCUUGUCAUCUUCUUUCCAGUUUCUCAGAGCCUAGAUGUGCAAAACGCUCUAGGUUCUGCUCUUUUUCUCUGUUUAAUACUUGUGGAGAAGCUACGUCUAAAAUCACAUUUUGACAGAUACAAUAUCAUGUAUAUCAACAUUGUGUCCGUGUAAUGUUUUGGGUGACAUAAGUAACAAAUAACAUCACAUAGCUGUAUCAUCCGGCAUUAUUCAUGAUUCUAUGUCCUUUACA
Messenger RNA from Eutrema salsugineum, 1720 nucleotides. Its product is annotated as putative esterase/lipase HI_0193. The coding region runs from base 377 to 1522 and encodes 381 amino acids. The transcript is spliced from 13 exons. Lineage: Eukaryota; Viridiplantae; Streptophyta; Magnoliopsida; Brassicales; Brassicaceae. The record is from RefSeq and is a predicted model, not a curated record.